CCCCACUUCCACUGAGUGGCUUGUGCUAGUGGAUGAUUGGGUUGUUCGAGGUGGCGUUCCUUGCUGCGCCUGUUUUUGCAGAAAACUCCCAGGAGCCCACGACUGCCUUUCCUUUCAGAAAUAAAAGGGCCCUCACUCAAGCACCUUUUUCGAGGUGGAGUGCGUUGCACUUUUGCAACACCCCCCCCCCCCCGGCGGCAGUCAAUGCUUCCGAUUCGACCCCCGGUUUUGAAGGCCCUCACCUUCCCAACAUCCCUCUCCCCUGCUUUCACCUCCCUCGUCUACUAUCCUCGUAUGAUAGAGCGACGCCGCGUCCCCGCUUAUCCCAAGGCCACCGGUACUCCUCGUUUCGUCGCAGCGGUCCGGCUUGACGUGUUAAACCCCUGCCACUCCCAAGUCCUGGCCGACCUGGCCUCCUUUGUACAACACAUCGUGACCUGCAGCUCCUCGCCGCCUCCCACCCAUCGUCCAUCUCGAACUUUCAUGGGGCUGCGAUGGGCUUAAGAGACUG
Messenger RNA from Chaetomium fimeti, 511 nucleotides. RefSeq lists its product as uncharacterized. The record is from RefSeq and is a predicted model, not a curated record. Bases 33 to 371 code for a protein of 112 amino acids. The transcript has a single exon. NCBI's taxonomy places the organism in Eukaryota, Fungi, Ascomycota, Sordariomycetes, Sordariales, Chaetomiaceae.